Messenger RNA from Seriola dumerili (greater amberjack), 855 nucleotides. RefSeq names its product proteasome subunit beta 3 (gene psmb3). The coding region runs from base 122 to 739 and encodes 205 amino acids. Gene Ontology annotation, cellular component: proteasome core complex; proteasome core complex, beta-subunit complex. The transcript is spliced from 6 exons. Lineage: Eukaryota; Metazoa; Chordata; Actinopteri; Carangiformes; Carangidae. The record is from RefSeq and is a predicted model, not a curated record. Gene Ontology annotation, biological process: proteasome-mediated ubiquitin-dependent protein catabolic process.
GUUAGUCAAAUUUCUGUGUUUCUAAAUCGUGUAGUCACUGUGGGAAGCUAGAGGUGGUUUUUAAAAGCUGAGAAGUGUUUGCAAGUUCUCACAGUUAGAAAUAUACUACAACACCUUCACAAUGUCUAUUAUGAACUAUAAUGGAGGGGCCGUCAUGGCCAUGCGAGGGAAGAACUGCGUGGCGAUAGCAGCAGACCGGAGAUUUGGCAUUCAGGCUCAGAUGGUCACCACAGAUUUCCAGAAGAUCUUCCCCAUGGGAGAGAGGCUGUACAUUGGGCUUGCUGGACUGGCCACUGAUGUUCAGACAGUAUCCCAGAGGCUUAAAUUUAGACUAAACCUGUAUGAGCUGAAGGAGGGUCGCCAGAUCAAGCCCAAGACCUUCAUGAGCAUGGUCUCCAACCUGUUGUAUGAAAGGAGGUUUGGGCCGUACUACAUCGAGCCUGUGAUUGCAGGACUAGAUCCCAAAACCUUGGAGCCAUUCAUCUGCUCCCUGGAUUUGAUUGGCUGCCCCAUGGUGACAGAAGACUUUGUUGUGAGCGGCACCUGCUCAGAGCAGAUGUACGGCAUGUGUGAAUCUUUGUGGGAGCCGGACAUGGAACCAGACGAUCUGUUUGAGACCAUCUCCCAGGCGAUGUUGAACGCAGUUGACAGGGAUGCGGUGUCUGGCAUGGGAGUCGUUGUACAUGUCAUUGAGAAAGACAAGAUCACCACACGAACCCUGAAGGCCAGGAUGGACUAGGGCUUCUGUUUCUUCCCACACUUGACCAACACGUUUUGUAUAAAAAUAAUAAACAAUGCUUGUACUCUUUUUUUCUUAUUGAUAUUGUUCAAUAAACGUAGGUUUAAACAGUGAAA